UGUGUGCAAAUUUGGUCAGAAAAUUAUUCACUGGGUUUACACCCAUUUUGUGUAACCUUCGUAAGCCAUCUGCAUAUGUAAAUGCAUAUGUAAAUAGGAGGAGGAUCACCUCCAUUAAGGUGAGGGAGUUUUUCAUGUGUGUCGCUGAGCCAUUUGAUACUAUAAUCAUCCUAUUCAUAAGCAUAGAUCUUAUACAUCCGCAAACCAUGUCGUCAAUACCGCCAUGUGACAGACAACCGGUAAUUGUGCUAUAAUUGACCUUGGCGGCUUGCGACGGCGCACAUAGGAUCAUUUACCCUCAAAAACCGGACAAAAUUGAACAUUACAAACUUCAGCGAUAAUACUCAAAAUUUAUUUUGUUUGGUACCUACAUAAAUAACCGUUCUACAAUGAACCGAUUAAAUGAAUGACCUUCAGGCCGCUAUAUUGCUACACAAGUAGUCGGAACCUGGACUUCGUUCAGAACGCACAUACUAAUUCGCGAAACUCUCCAUUGUUCUCGAAAUUGCAAGUGGUUUCUUUUAUUGCGUGAACGGAAUUCUUGAUAAUAUUUUUAUGGAUUCAGGACAACAUGGGUGUUUUAAAGUUUUUAUUGGACCAUACUAAAAAUGAAGAUGCUAAGGGGACGACAUGCCAAGAAAUGGGUGUAGAGAAAAAACAGUUCCUCGAAUCAGCUUUAAAUACUAUGACUACAGAUGUCAUGAAAGAGUUUCAGAAUGCUAUAUCCAUUUUAGACGACCAAGAAUCAGCAGUUACUGACAAAGUUAACGCUUUGCAUAUUAUCAGGGAGAGUAUUGACGACAUAGAUUUUGCAAAUAGUUUCGUGAAAGCUGGCGGCUCUGUAUAUUUAAUUCAAAACCUAAAUCACACAGAUUGUGAAAUAAUAAGUUUAGCUGCCUACAUAAUUGCAGAAAUGUCACAAAAUAACCCAGUAUGUCAAAAGCAUUUUGUUGAUGCAAACACAAUUCCAGCACUUAUGAGAUGUUUAAAUCAAUCGGAUGAAGUUGCAACCAGUAGUUUACAUGCAAUAUCAUCUUUAUUACAAAAUUUUGGACCUGGUCUAGUGGAGUUUGUGAACGUAGAUGGGAUACAAAUUUUAUUAACCUGUUUGGAUGUAAACAAUGCAAAAAUGUUUGUAAGAGUUUGUUUCUUAAUUGGAAAAUUAGCAGAACGACAAGAUUUGCGAGAUGAAUUGGUAGAAAAAUCAGCGAUUAUAAGAUUGAUAAAAUGUUUACCUGUUAGUUUUAAUGAAUAUAAUAGCAGACUGGAGGCUUUGCUUUAUGCACUUUCUGAACUUUCAAAAAGUAAUAAGUGGAUGAUUGAAGAAAGUCAAGGAGAAAAAUUGAAAAAACUGGCUACUAGUGUUGUUGAAAAUAUUAAGAGUGUAGAAGAAUAUGAGGCUGGCUUCCUAAAUUAUAUGAAGAUUUCAUUAUCUCUUCGUAAGGUGCAGGGAUGUUGGACAAAUUUGAAAUGUGAUAUAAAAACGAACUAUUCUGGUAAAUGUAAACCGGUUGCACGGAAAAAUUCAUAUCCACCAGUUGUUCAUCAAAUACAGCACAGUUAUUUUCUGGAUUAUGAAAAUCUUCCAAAGCGGUGUUUAUCUAUUCAACCAGGUAAACAAUGUAAUACUGUUGGAGAUCCUACAGUAAAUAUGAAUCGUGAUUUGGUGUUUGAUACAACAGGAUCCAUAUAUUACAAAGCCUGUUUUAAGAACGAGUAUCAGUUUCUCCCACAAAGGACUGUCAAAAAUUUUGAUAUUCAGCAGCCUAAUCCUUCGCAGCCGCAAAGGUUAACAAUUACUAAGAAAAAAUGGCAACAUCUACAAGACCUAAAAGCUUUGAUUCCAGCAGACUGUCUUUACUUUUAUGAUAAUAUGCCUUUUGAAUAAUUAAUUGUUUAAUAAAUAAUAAUUAAACAUUAUCCUCAAA
This is a messenger RNA of Bactrocera neohumeralis, 1928 nucleotides long. RefSeq lists its product as uncharacterized. Bases 572 to 1888 code for a protein of 438 amino acids. The record is from RefSeq and is a predicted model, not a curated record. NCBI's taxonomy places the organism in Eukaryota, Metazoa, Arthropoda, Insecta, Diptera, Tephritidae. The transcript has 8 exons. Gene Ontology annotation, molecular function: protein binding.